Messenger RNA from Laccaria bicolor S238N-H82, 315 nucleotides. RefSeq lists its product as uncharacterized. The transcript has 4 exons. The record is from RefSeq and is a predicted model, not a curated record. Lineage: Eukaryota; Fungi; Basidiomycota; Agaricomycetes; Agaricales; Hydnangiaceae. Bases 1 to 315 code for a protein of 104 amino acids.
AUGUGCCAGAAAAAGAUGAACCCACUCACCAAUCUGGUGGUGCCGAAGGCUGUUAUUGAAGUUCCCGAGACCACCACCCUACCCUCCCUACCUCAAACCAGCCAUGUGGCACCAAUCGCUAAGAAAGGGAGGCCCCUUGUUCCAUCAGAUACCCUUACAACAGCACAUAACCUGUAUAUGCAAGAUUAUGUGAAAGAGUACCCUGACACAACUCUUGACGAAUUCCACAUCGCCUUUGCAAAAUUGAUUCAAAAAAAUGUCAGGUACAUAUGUAGAUUACAUAGGACCAAUACAUCAGGAAAUUUAGAUGUAUGA